GUUGGAGGGCGGCCCGGCUGAGCGGCAGACAGGCGGCCGUGUCUCUCGGGUAGCUGUGCACUUCUGUUUGAAAAAAGAGCAUCAUGUCUGCGAGGAGGAAUAUUGGCGACCCGGAGAUUCUGAAGAAAAGAAUCCCUCAGAAUCCAAAGUACCAGCAUGUGAAAACAAGGCUUAAUACAGGUAACAGCAUGACCAAGUAUUUGGAACGGAUAGAAGAGAUUAAGAGAAAUUACAGGUAUAAAAAAGAUGAACUUUUCAAACGGAUUAAAGUUACUACCUUUGCACAACUGGUACUUCAAGUGGCAUCUGUAUCGGAUGAGAGCGAGGCGGGUGACAUUACCAGCGAGGAGCUGCUGAGACUGGAAGAGAGCAAUUCUGUCAUGUCAGAAGUGGAUGCCGAGCUUAUGACUGACCGGACUAAUGGAAAAGGAAGUCCAUACAAUGUCCCUUUAAGUCCAAUUCAAUUAAUUGACACUAUAGGAGGAGGAGAAUGUGUCAAUUCUGCACGAUCUACCCUUCAGAGUGUUAUUAGUGGAGUUGGAGAAUUAGACUUGGAUAAUGAUCCCAAGCAGACAAGUAAAAAAGAUCUUCUGCCUAGCCCAAGAUCCCUGGAACAGCCAUACCAAGAUUGCCCAUUUCUUCUCCUUGAUGUACGUGACAGAGAUUGUUACGACCAGUGCCAUAUUAUUGGAGCUAAAAGCUAUCCCACUGCAAUGCUUGCGAGGACAAUGAAUCCAUUCACAACCGAAAUCCUAAAUUAUAAAAAUGCUCAUGGCAAAAUUAUUAUCCUUUAUGAUGAAGAUGAGAGGAUAACCAGCCAAGCCGCAACAACAAUGUGUGAGAGAGGAUUUGAAAAUUUAUUCAUGCUUUCUGGAGGUUUGAAAGUCAUAGCUCAGAAAUUUCCAGACUGCCUCACAACUGGCUCCUUCCCAGUCACCUGCCUGCCCCAACCAACCCAAUCCAAAUCUGCUCGGAAACGAACCACCCCAAGAGAACCUUCCACAACUGCAGAGAACAAGUGGAGAUUUUCUAGUGACGACUUGGACAAAAUAGAGCAACACCUGGAGAAAUUGCUCAUGCCAACAGACACUGCCAGCCGUCUCAGCAGAUUAUCCACUGGAAGAUCGGAUUCAAAAACGGCCAACUCAAGAAAUAGCCAAGUCCCAUCGUCUGCCAGUUCCAUCAGUUCCCGAUCGAUCCGCAGCAUCAGCCCGCACUCCAAACCAUGGAAAUAAUUAGUAUUCAGCCUCGCAAUAAACAACUGUUUUCACUCUCCUCCACGUGUCUUCCCCAGUAGAGCAGUUCUUAUUCAUGCUCCAGCAGUAUUGCUAGCUUGACAAUGGUUGGAGGGGAUACAAGACGCCUAGAAUGCUGUUUACAUGAUAUUAUAAAUCAAUGUAUAGAAAGAACAAUUUAUUUAUUUAUAUAUAAGUUGCUUGCUGUUUCUUUGUCGGUCAUAGAACAGGUCCCUAAGGGCUCCUGAACUUCAGGUUUAGAGAUUGCUUUUGCCUGGUUCUUGUACAUAACACUACACCAUGUUCUCCAAAUUUCUUUUACUGUCUGACUUCACUUCUGUCCUUAUAAUCUGAUCCAAAAUGACAGGACACACUGCAAAUAUAAUGAGCCCAUUACACAUCUAUUAUGUUUUGAAUACUUUGUUUAUCCGUGCAGUUUUGUUAACUGCCUGAUCUGUAAAAAAAAUGUUUUUAAAGAAGGUGCAUAGUAUAUGUGUGAGCAUUGUUUCUUUUAGGCUUCUUUUCUAAUCUUUUUGUCUAAUCCUUUGAAAUUGAGAGUUUUUGUGUUUAAAUUGUGUUAUAAUAUGGUAUUUGGGAGAUCUCUCCAGGAAUGUGUGUAGGGUUGCGUACGAGAACUAAUUUAUUCUUUGAUAACAUCUGCAUUGCUGUCAUAGACCUGGUACAUUAAUACACCAUACCUGUGUGAUCUUGGAACUUGAAUGUGUUGUACUCCUUUUUCUAAAGCAGUUUGGAGAAAAAGAUAUCAGGCAUUUUUCAGGAAUCUAAUAAAGAAUUAUGGGGGUCAUUUAUAAAGCUGAAAUACACCUAUAUUAGGCUUAUUUCAGACGCAGGUUGUGGUUCGUUGAGCCGCAAUCUGCAACUUCUCCCCGCUUAUGCCAGGUCUAAAAUAGGGGGUGUGGCAUGGACAGGGAAUGGGAUGGGCCGGAAGGAACAUUUAGAAGAGGCGGUGGAUCCGCUGAAGUUAUAAGGAGGCCUGCGCCAGGUAUAGGGCUUAUUAAGACUGGUGUCUAAAACACUGCUCUUAAUAAAUGACCCCCUAUAUCUACCUACCUGGAUAGGAUGGAUCGAGCUAUAGAUGGAUACAACUCUUUAUCAGACUCCUGUACAAUGCCUGGUAUUAAAGGAGCUGUGAGAUAAUCAAAAAAUCUUGGACAACACUUACAAUGUCUUUUAAAAUACAAAAAAACAUGCUGUUUGUUUACAAAUGGCAGCAGUGACAUGCCUAUAUACAGCAUGUGAUGACUGCUGCAAAUCAGUGUCCUCUACGUUCUACAGCUGAGUACAGUGACUGACUGGAUUGGCCAGGUAACUGGUGCAGAAGUGGUGAGUAUGUUAUGUUUCUUGAUUUCAAGACAUUGUAGGAGUUGUACAAGAAUUUUAAACUGCUCGGACAACCUUUUUAAGGUUACUCUUUAAAAAUGCAAAUAACAAAACAAAUUUUGUACAGAUGCUGAUGGUUGCUUGGUGGUAGCUUGGAAGUCAGCAGAACUGUGAAUGUAGCUCUGAAAAACUAAGGAUCAGCAUACCACCAUAUAAGGUAGAUGUCCCAAUUGUCAACAUAACAUUUACCUUUUUUUGUGAAAAGCUGGUCCUCUAAUCCUGAAAAGCGCUUAUUUUUAUGCUAAUAAUGUUUUCGGUUCCUCAUGGGUGGAGCCACUGCAUUUGGUGCAUCAUCGUUUUGUCAGUAACUCCGUCCAGGCCUCCCUCUCUUGUUUGACAGCCUCUGAAAUUUCAGAGCCUAUACCAAUCAUGCGGGCAGCCAGAUGUGCUGAACAGAUCACUGUGCACUAAAAACUUUUUCUGCAUAAUAUUUAAAAAAAGCCUUUUCUCUGGAUUAAGAGCUGGAUUUUCACAAGAAACAUAUGGUUAUGUUUCAGGGUAUCUGCCCUGUAUAGGGGGAUGCUUACUUCAAUAUUGACUAUGAAAGUGAGAGACUCUCUCUCUCUA
Molecule: messenger RNA, 3203 nt
Organism: Bufo bufo (common toad)
Lineage: Eukaryota; Metazoa; Chordata; Amphibia; Anura; Bufonidae
Gene: CEP41
Product: centrosomal protein 41
Exons: 11
Coding region: 84-1235 (383 amino acids)
Biological process (GO): cilium assembly; protein polyglutamylation
Cellular component (GO): ciliary basal body
Source: RefSeq, a predicted model, not a curated record